Achroia grisella is the source of this 2397-nucleotide messenger RNA. Its product is annotated as cytochrome c oxidase subunit 2-like. The record is from RefSeq and is a predicted model, not a curated record. The annotation marks the transcript as partial. NCBI's taxonomy places the organism in Eukaryota, Metazoa, Arthropoda, Insecta, Lepidoptera, Pyralidae. Gene Ontology annotation, cellular component: membrane. Gene Ontology annotation, biological process: ATP synthesis coupled electron transport. Gene Ontology annotation, molecular function: copper ion binding; cytochrome-c oxidase activity. The transcript has a single exon.
CAAAUUAUUUUUUUUCACGAUCAUACCCUUAUUAUCUUAAUUAUAAUUACUAUCUUAGUAGGAUAUUUAAUAACAAAUUUAUUUUUUAAUAAAUUCAUUAACCGAUACCUCCUAGAAGGACAAAUAAUUGAAUUAAUCUGAACAAUCCUUCCAGCAAUUACUUUAAUUUUUAUUGCACUUCCAUCAUUACGUUUAUUAUAUUUACUUGAUGAAUUAAAUAACCCCUUAAUUACUUUAAAAACUAUUGGACAUCAAUGAUAUUGAUCCUAUGAAUAUUCAGACUUCAAUAAUAUUGAAUUUGAUUCUUAUAUAAUUUCAAGAAGAGAUUUAUCUCUCAAUAAUUUUCGAUUAUUAGACGUUGAUAAUCGAAUUAUUCUUCCUAUAAAUAAUCAAAUUCGAAUUCUAGUAACAGCAACAGAUGUAAUUCACUCCUGAACUAUCCCAUCUUUAGGUGUAAAAGUAGAUGCAAAUCCAGGUCGAUUAAAUCAAACUAGAUUCUUUAUUAAUCGACCAGGAAUUUUUUAUGGUCAAUGUUCAGAAAUUUGUGGAGCUAAUCAUAGUUUUAUACCAAUUGUUGUUGAAAGAAUUUCAAUUAAAAAUUUUAUUAAUUGAAUUAAUAAUUAUUCUUCAUUAAAUAACUUAAAGCAAGUACUGGUCUCUUAAACCAUUUUAUAGUAAAUUAGCGAUUACUUUUAAUGAAAGAAUUAGUUAAACUCAUAACAUAAAUAUGUCAAAUUUAAAUUAUUACAUUAAAUAGUAAUAUUCUUUUAUUCCACAAAUAAUACCAAUUAACUGAUUAUUCUCUUUUUUUUUCUUUAUUACUAUUUUUAUUAUUUUUAAUAUUAUAAAUUACUACGUUUAUAACAUUAACAACAAUAAUAAAAUUAAUAAAAAAAAAAAUAUUAUUAAUAAUUUAUCCUGAAAAUGAUAAGUAAUCUAUUUUCAAUUUUUGAUCCUUCAACAAAUAUUUUCAAUUUAUCUUUAAAUUGAUUAAGAACAUUUAUUGGAUUAUUAUUUAUUCCUUAUUCAUUCUGAUUAAUCCCUAAUCGAUAUUAUGUAUUUUGAAAUUUCAUCUUUAAUAAACUUCAUAAUGAAUUUAAAACUCUUUUAGGAAAUAACCCCUUAUUCAAUAAUUUCACAUUAAUUUUUAUUUCAAUAUUUUCAUUUGUACUAUUUAAUAAUUUCUUAGGAUUAUUCCCUUAUAUUUUUACAAGAACUAGUCAUUUAACUUUAUCUUUAUCAUUAUCAUUACCUUUAUGAUUAAGAUUUAUAUUAUAUGGUUGAAUCCACAAUUCCCAACAUAUAUUUAUUCAUAUAAUUCCCCAAGGUACCCCAACAGCUUUAAUACCAUUUAUAGUAUUAAUUGAAACAAUUAGAAAUAUUAUUCGACCUGGAACCUUAGCAGUACGAUUAACUGCAAAUAUAAUUGCUGGACAUCUUUUAAUAACUCUUUUAAGAAGAACUAGAUCUAAUAUCCCUUCAUCCUUAAUUUUUAUUUUAAUUAGUAUUCAAAUUUUAUUAUUAACUUUAGAGUCAGCAGUAGCUGUUAUCCAAUCUUAUGUUAUUGCAAUUUUAAGAACAUUAUAUUCUAGAGAAGUAAACUAAUGAAAAACAUACAUAACCACCCUUUUCACUUAGUUGAUUAUAGUCCAUGACCUUUAACAAGAGCAAUCGGUGUAAUAACUCUUGUUUCAGGAAUAAUUAAAUGAUUCCAUAAUUUUAAUUCAAACUUAUUAAUUUUAGGGUAUAUUAUUACACUUUUAUCUAUAUAUCAAUGAUGACGAGAUAUUUCUCGAGAAGGUACUUUUCAAGGUAAACAUACUAUCUUAGUCUCUAAAGGUUUACGUUGAGGAAUAAUUUUAUUUAUUGUUUCAGAAAUCUUUUUUUUUGUAUCUUUUUUUUGAGCUUUUUUUCAUAGAAGACUAUCCCCUAAUAUUGAAAUUGGGGCUAUUUGACCACCAAUAGGAAUUAUUCCUUUUAAUCCAUUUCAAAUCCCUUUACUUAAUACAAUCAUUUUAAUCUCCUCAGGAGUAACAGUAACAUGAGCUCAUCAUGCAUUAAUAGAAAAUAACUUUUCACAAACUUUUCAAGGACUUCUAAUUACAAUUAUUUUAGGAAUUUAUUUUACAAUUCUCCAAGCAUAUGAAUAUCUAGAAGCACCUUUCUCUAUUGCAGAUAGAAUUUAUGGUUCAACAUUUUUCAUAGCAACUGGAUUUCAUGGACUUCAUGUUAUCAUCGGAACAAUUUUCCUUUUUAUCUGCUUAAUCCGUCACUCAUAUAAUCAUUUCUCAAAUAAACAUCAUUUUGGAUUUGAAGCUGCAGCCUGAUAUUGACAUUUUGUUGAUGUUGUUUGACUUUUCUUAUAUAUCUCUAUCUAUUGAUGAGGAAAUUAACUUA